UUAACAUUUUGACCCAAAACCCAUAAUCGAAUCCGCCAUCUUUGGUUCUAUAAGAUUCUCUCUUCCCUUCCGUUGACUUGGAUAAAUUCCCACUAUUUCAGAAUCAGCAGCGAUCAAACAACAUCCUCGUCUUGUUCCUGUUGUUCCCUUUUAAGCUUUGUUUCGUCAUCAUGUUUCUUAUAUUUGCAUGCCCAAUUUAAGAGCUAUGUCAAUAGCAGCCAUUGAGAGCAUGGCAUCGCUGAGCACCGAUGUUUUCUACGACAUAUUGAGGCGCCUUGAUGGUCCAAGUUUGGCCUCCGCAGCAUGUUCGUGCUCGGCAUUUUGUUCCAUCUCCAGAGAGGAGAGACUGUGGGAAAAUGUUUGUUCUUCUUUGUGGCCUUCAACCAACAGAGAUGAUGUUAAAAGCUUGAUUUUGGCGAUUGGCGGAUUUAGAAAAUUCUAUGCAGAUUGUUUUCCGCUUAUUGUUAAUAAGGAAGUAACAGAGUACCAGUGGAAUGGCCAUCUCGAGUACCCCGAAGAAUGGACGGAAGCAGAAUAUUACGGCGACAACUCCGGGCUUGAAAGUAUCUCGCCGUUAGAUUUUGUUUCAGUUGUGGAUAUCAGGUAUAAAGAUAAAACAAUCUGCUCAAAAGUUCUAUGGGGCAUUCCAAAUGCAAAUGGAUCCAAUAGUUGGUUUCACAAUUGCCCAUUCCGGAUCGAUCUUCUUAAUUAUGCAGCCAGAGACGAUGAUAGUGAAGGUGAGGUUACCCUCUCGGUUUCCGACGGUCUGCCACCUAUUACCUCCAUGGAAAAGGAAAGGAAAGACGGAAAGCUUUGGAAAGAACUCCGAGACGGCAUCCGCCUUAGUUGGAUCAUUGUGAACAGGAAAGUUAAGGAAGCCGCUAAUGUUGCGAGCUGGAGUCCUCUUGGCGGACAGAGACAUUGGCCAACGGAUAAAGAUUUUGUGAUACGGUUCGGGUCUGUUCUUCCUGCCAAAGACAUCCUCCCAUGUCAAGUAGUAGAAUGCAUUCUCAUAAUGAAGUUCAGAGUCGUACAAACGGAAGGUGUCGCUGUAGAGACGACUCUCAAAUUGACGGAGCUAAGCAUGCAGCUGGAAGACAUGGAAGGUGCGCACGUUAACGGAAGGAACAGUUUGCAUAUUCUCAAGGAAGCGCUAAGCUGCCGUCGAAGCAAAAACUACAGCGAAGUUGUGGAAUCAUGUCAUCUGUACUCGAAAGUGCAGAGCGAGUUAAAAGAGGAGAAGAAGAGGAACGAAAGCAGGUUAGAUAGACUUUGUAUACUAAGUGGCAUUGCUGCUUUUGUGACGUUUUGGUAUUAUAUAUUGUAGAUGUAGAUGCCUCUGCUUCAAUUUAACCACCUUUCCUAUGGAUUUUCU
Molecule: messenger RNA, 1375 nt
Organism: Hibiscus syriacus
Lineage: Eukaryota; Viridiplantae; Streptophyta; Magnoliopsida; Malvales; Malvaceae
Product: F-box protein At2g27310-like
Exons: 2
Coding region: 188-1327 (379 amino acids)
Molecular function (GO): protein binding
Source: RefSeq, a predicted model, not a curated record